Molecule: messenger RNA, 2313 nt
Organism: Scophthalmus maximus (turbot)
Lineage: Eukaryota; Metazoa; Chordata; Actinopteri; Pleuronectiformes; Scophthalmidae
Exons: 10
Coding region: 327-1868 (513 amino acids)
Biological process (GO): regulation of transcription by RNA polymerase II; anatomical structure development
Molecular function (GO): DNA-binding transcription factor activity, RNA polymerase II-specific; RNA polymerase II cis-regulatory region sequence-specific DNA binding
Source: RefSeq, a predicted model, not a curated record
AACAGACACCAACUUCCGCUUCGCGGUCGACGUGAGAGGAAAUAAACACAAGCAGACGAGCGGAGGAGGGAAGAGGAGGGAAGAGGAGUCAGUAUCCAGCAGCACCGAGCUGCUGCAGCAACUCACACCGGCACUCAUGGAGCCAUCAGAAGUCAUCUUGACAUCCAGGACCUUGCCCAUGUACCUGGAUUGAGUUUACUCUCUCUGACCUGCCGUAAGGACCGGUGUGUGUGUGUGUGUGUGUGUGUGUGUGUGUGUGUGUGUGUGUGUGUGUGUGUGUGUGUGUGUGUGUGUGUUGCUGCACAGUGUGUUGUCAGAUCUCCAUCAUGAUGACGACCAAGAGACUGGACAACUUUGAGGUGGUGUGUGAGUGGGCUUCCUGCAACUUCAAGGGCCACACCAUGGAGGAGCUGAGCGACCACAUGUCGCUGCAUUUGAAGGACUACCUGGGAGACAAAGAUGCCCUGGAAGAGCUGGAUGAGUAUGCCUGUCUCUGGAACGGGUGUGAAUUCCUAUCCAUGGGUAGUCCCGUGGAGCUGGAGGUCCACGCUUUCUUCCACAACUACCACGGUAAGCUCAAGUUUGUCGGGUCACAGCUGCUCAAGUCCCGUCCUGCCCUGCCGAGCUGCAACCAAGGCUUACACAGCAACAACCUGGUCCCCGAAGGAUCCGAUGGAUACGUGUGCCAGUGGGAGCAGUGUGAUAGUACAUUCAACAAUCCUGAGUGGUUCUACCGACACGUGGACAAUCACAUCGAAAGUGCCGAGCAGCAGUCCUUCUCACAACAGCAGCAGGCUCUCUUCUGCCACUGGUCAGGCUGCGAUGCUUUCUUCAAGAUCAGGUACCGGUUGAGAGAGCACAUGCGGAGCCACACUCAGGAGAGACUCGUCGCCUGUCCCACAUGUGGCAGCAUGUUCUCCAGCAACACAAAGUUGUUUGACCACCUGCACCGGCAGGCCGAGCCCGUGGAGUCGCUGGUAUGUGAACAUUGUGGCAAAGCUUUUUCCAGCGAGAGACUUUUGAGGGAUCACGUCCGUCAGCAUGUGAAUCAGGUCAAGUGUCCCUUCUGCGACAUGACCUGCACGACCUUGGCAGCUCUGAAGAUCCACAUCCGAUUCCGCCACUGUGACGAGCGUCCGUUCCCAUGUGACUUCUGUGACAAAAGAUUCAAGAACCAACGAGAUCUACAAAAACACAGCGAGGUUCACAAUGAGGGAACUGUGUAUCACUGCACUGUGGAGGGUUGUGAUUACUCUUGUCACACGUUCCAAACCAUGAGCCACCACUUCAAGAGAGCGCAUGAGGUUGGCGGGAUGUCAAAAUACAAAUGCCAUAUUUGUGAUAAGGUCUUCUCCUGGUGUUACACUCUCACACUUCACCUUCGCAAAAAGCACGAGCUGAAGUGGCCGUCUGGACAUUCACGCUUUAGAUACAGAAAAGAUGUGGACGGCUUCCUAAAAGUAAACAUGGUGCGAUUUGAGACUGUGGAAGUGACCAAGGAGAUCAUGAAGAACAUGGCCAAGAAACCGCAGAGCCGCCGGAAAAAUCCUCGGACCAGCGGCCGGAACAAAAGGGCUGCGGUGGCGCCAGAGAGCGGCCAGAGCUCCCCCGCGGGAUCCUCAUCGCCCUCCUCGAGCUCCUCCUACUCGUACUCCUCCUCGGCGGAGUUCUCCGGAGGCGAGGACGUCUCGUCUCAGCCCAGCCCCAGAGGCAGCGACUCUCCCGUCUACUGUGUGAUGAGCACCAUCCCUCACAUCGAGGACGAGCCUGGAGGAUUGUCCCAGGAGGACUGUGACGGCGACGGGACGUCCGGAGCCGUUCAGGCCCUGACGGAGGUUGCGCGGGGCCUCGGUAUGGAUGUGGUCUGACCGUCCACUUUGCACGGGGUGAAAUCACAAACGUACCAGCGUGGGCUCUCGUGUAGCUGUGACGCAUUGAAAUAGUUAUGUCUGUUUUUGUGUAUUUGGCUGCGGAGCCAGUCAGCGGAGAAGUCACUGCAUCCUGUCGUUUGCAGUGACGUUCCGUUGAGGUGGUUCUCGACACAUCUUUCAUCGGACAAAAGUGUCAUGCCUCAGCUUAGCUUUGUGACGUCUUCACAAGAUCACCUGUUUUAAUAUACCGUAGAUUCAUCUGUCUGAAGAGCAGGACUAGCAAGCUGGUUGUACGAGAUGUUGUUCUUAUCUUCACACACAAAUAUCCGUUUUCUGGGAUAUUUCCAUAUUUCAGAGGAAGUUAUUUUUUUAAUUGUAGCCUUUGAAUGUUGCUUAAUUUUAUUGUUAUAAAUUUGAAAUACAUUUUUGAUACAAUAGUGAA